Molecule: messenger RNA, 1341 nt
Organism: Pistacia vera
Lineage: Eukaryota; Viridiplantae; Streptophyta; Magnoliopsida; Sapindales; Anacardiaceae
Product: putative disease resistance RPP13-like protein 1
Exons: 4
Coding region: 1-1341 (446 amino acids)
Molecular function (GO): protein binding
Source: RefSeq, a predicted model, not a curated record
AUGGUACCACACCCUGGAAAUUGCUUCGUGGCUCCUGAUGUUCUUACUCAUUUGGUGCCAAAACUACAGCGCUUAAGGGUCUUAUCUUUUUAUGGAUAUCGGAUUUCAGAGUUACCAAAUGAAAUUAGCAAUUUGAAACAGUUACGAUAUCUCGACCUUUCUUAUACCAAAAUCGAAACUCUGCCGGGAUCAGUCAAUCAUCUUUACAAUUUACAGACACUCAUAACAGAAUAUUUUGUUGUAGGCAAAGGCAUUGGCUCCAGAUUAGGAGAUUUGAAGUCCUUAAAGCAUCUCCAGGGCACAUUAAGGAUUUCAAGAUUGGAGAAUGUAAAUGAGGCUACAGAUGCCAAGGAAGCUGACUUGAAUGGGAAGAAGAGCCUUAAUGUACUACUGUUGGAAUGGACUAUCACUGAUAAUUGCAGGAAGACAGAGAUCGAGACGAGUGUGCUGGACAUGUUGCAACCUCAUAUAAAUCUGAAAGAGCUCAUUAUCCGGGGUUAUGGUGGUACAAAAUUUCCUAGUUGGUUAGGAGAUUCCUCAUUCUCAAAUUUAGUCCUCUUAAGAUUUGAAGAUUGUAGCAGAUGUACUUCAUUGCCACCAGUGGCACAAUUACCCUCGCUCAAGUGCCUUGUAAUCACAGGAAUGGGUGGAGUAAAGAGAGUGGGCUCAGAGUUCUAUGGAAAUGGUUGCUCGAAUUAUUUUCCAUCGCUAGAGUCUCUUACUUUCAAGGAUAUGAAAGAAUGGGAAGACUGGAUUUCUCAUGGACCUGAUCUAGAAGCUGAGGGUUUCUCUAACCUGAAAGAGCUUUUUAUUGUAAACUGUUCUAAACUGGUAGGAAGAUUGCCAGAACAUCUUCCUUCUUUGGAAAGGCUUGUCAUUAAAAGUUGCAGACGAUUGCUGGUGUCAGUUCCACUUCUUCCAAGACUCUGUAGAUUGGAGAUUGAUGGAUGUAAAGAGAUAACGGUGAGAAGCACAAUGAAGCUCAGCUCAUUUUAUUCAGUAGUUCUUUCUGAUGUUUCAAGUCCUGUGAUUCUAGACCAGUUUAUGCGAGGGUUGUGCCUUGAUCAACUGGUCAUUGGACACUGUCCCCAACUUCUAUCCUUGGCGGCGGAGGAAGAAGAAGAGCAUCAGCAGCAAUUGUUGCCUUGUAAACUUCAGUAUCUAGAACUGAGAGAUUGCAAUUGCCUUGUGAAGUUGCCACAAGCAUUGCUCAACAUUACUUCUCUCAGAAAGAUUUAUAUCACAAAGUGCCCGAAUCUUAUUUCAUUUCCAGAGAACCCAUCUUCCUAUGAAUCUAAAGAGGUUGAAGAUAUCGUUUUGCAUGAAUUUACAGNAAAUUAG